This is a messenger RNA of Vollenhovia emeryi, 1589 nucleotides long. RefSeq names its product MD-2-related lipid-recognition protein-like. The record is from RefSeq and is a predicted model, not a curated record. Gene Ontology annotation, biological process: sterol transport. NCBI's taxonomy places the organism in Eukaryota, Metazoa, Arthropoda, Insecta, Hymenoptera, Formicidae. Gene Ontology annotation, molecular function: sterol binding. Bases 70 to 600 code for a protein of 176 amino acids. The transcript is spliced from 4 exons.
AAGACGCUAUCUCAAUUGACCUGUGGCCCCACCACCCUCCCACAGAUUCUCCGCUCCGUUAUCUGCGUUAUGUGUCGACCGACCCUCACGUCGACCUUCUUUCACUUGGCUACGAACCACCGUCCAUUGAAGAUGAACCGAAACGUCACUCUCGCCACCGUUGUCCUGAUCCUGGCCCUGUCCGCGGUCUACGCGGAACUCGUGCAGUGGACGCCGUGUCCACCCUCCACGGAAGAACAAUGCACCAUACAUGAAGUACAUGUUGAUCCAUGCAGAGAAGCCGAAGAAAGAAAGCCUUGUUCUUUAAAGAAGGGUCGCAAUGCGAGCAUAAGUUUCGAGUAUACCCCUCAGUUCACUGGCUCAUUACAAAGCAGGGCAUACUGGGCUUCUGAGAUCGUGGAUUUGCCAUUCUUGGGUAUGCCUGUCGAUGCCUGCUUAUCCACAACUUGCCCAGCCUCUGUCGGUCAGAGGCAAUCAUACUCAGUGCUAUUGCCUAUCUCUAAGAAAUUCCCCGCGCGAACGUAUGAUCUCAAAUGGAAGCUGUGGAAUGAACAAGAGCAAAUGUGCUGUUUUAUGUUUCAAAUUAAAUUGGUGAAGUGAAAUCGUUGUUCUUAAAUCUGCAAUGUAUCAUCUUUCGCAAUGAUUAUAAUUCGUCAAUCAAUUUAAUGAAAUAAUUUAAUGAAAUAAACAAUAUAUUCAUAUCAGUCAUACCGUCUCCCAUUGUCACCCGUCUUUAUACUAUGUCGAACACUAAAAAUAUUUAUUAGACAGCAAUUUAACGACUUUAUAAAAAUAUAUUACUAUAAUCAAACAACGAUUCUUAACUAGUUUGCGGGAACAUUUUGUAGAAGUUGUGUUAAAAAUUCCGUUUGAUUUUGUUCGAUGUUUUAAUUUCCUCAACUAGUUUAAGACUGAGUUCGGAUUUGCAUAAUGUACAUGAAAUCAUUUAUGUUUAAAUAUAUUUAAUAUUUAAAAAGUGCGCGGUCUCGAAGUGUGAAAUAGAAUAUCUAGCAUUAUUUUUUAACAAUAACAAUUAAUAUAUUACAAUGCAACUUGUCAAUAUAAAAAAUACUAAAGAAAGGAAGAUUUAUAAUUCUCAUAAUACACUGUAAUUAUUUUAGUCGCAAAUAAUAAAAUUUAAUCGCGAAUAUAAUAUCGCCACGAGGUAACGCCGUUUGCAAUCGAAAUGAAGCCGUUAAAAUAGAUGAAUACCGCACGAAAGAAAUGGGAUAGUAUCUUUAUCCUGCGCAUUUAAAAGUAAAUCCACUUUUAUAUCGACUAGGUGUCACACACUUUCUAAAUGUUUCAAGCGGAAUGUGCCCAUAUUCGAAAUGUCAUCAGUGAAGUUCAUAUGUUUUUAGACAUAAAUUGAUCGCACGGAUAUUAAUUUAACCAUCUCCAAUCUGCGAGAACCGAUUAAAUGGCUUUAUGGCAUGCUACAAAAAAUUAAAUUAAUAUACUUUAGCGAUCUUUCUGCUUAAAAGAAGUCGCUAGAAAUACAUCAUUCAUUUAUCGAAGUGUUAGAUGUUUCCGAAAUGUGCGUCAAAUGAUAUUUACUGUAUUUAUAUAUUAAUAAAAUGUUUUACAUA